Cornus florida is the source of this 1478-nucleotide messenger RNA. Its product is annotated as transcription factor MYB62-like. NCBI's taxonomy places the organism in Eukaryota, Viridiplantae, Streptophyta, Magnoliopsida, Cornales, Cornaceae. Bases 229 to 1203 code for a protein of 324 amino acids. The record is from RefSeq and is a predicted model, not a curated record. Gene Ontology annotation, molecular function: sequence-specific DNA binding; DNA-binding transcription factor activity; catalytic activity. The transcript is spliced from 3 exons. Gene Ontology annotation, cellular component: nucleus. Gene Ontology annotation, biological process: regulation of DNA-templated transcription.
GGUGAAAGGAAAUUAAUUCUAUAAAAACUGUAAAUUUUUCUUUAUUUUAUUUUAUUUUAUAUGAUUUAAGUUAUGAAAAUAGUACCAAAUAUACAGUAUAUUUGGACUUUUUUUUCAGCAUUUAGUCUAUGAAUCUUAGCCUGGCUGCUCUGCUCUGCUCAACUGCUUUGGCUUGGAAACUCCAAAACCCACCAAUUAGGCCUUCUUUAAUGUUAGUAUUUGCUAGCCAUGUCUACUUUAAGUAAGAGUGCAAGCAGUAGUUCUAGCGAUGAAGCUUUGCAACUUAGAAGAGGACCAUGGACUUUGGAAGAAGACACUAUUCUCAUUCACUACAUUGCUCGUCACGGCGAAGGCCGUUGGAAUCUGCUAGCAAAGUUUUCAGGAUUGAGGAGAACUGGGAAGAGUUGUAGAUUGAGAUGGCUGAAUUAUCUGAAACCAGAUGUUAAGCAUGGAAACCUUACGCCACAAGAACAGCUCUUGAUUCUUGAGCUCCAUUCCAAGUGGGGCAACAGGUGGUCGAAGAUUGCGAAGCAUUUACCAGGCAGGACAGACAAUGAGAUCAAGAACUAUUGGAGAACCCGGGUGCUGAAACAAGCUCAGCAUCUAAAGAUUGAUACCAACAGCACAGCAUUUCAAGAAGUCAUUCGACGCUUUUGGAUCCCAAGAUUGCUUCAAAAGAUACAACGAUCAUCGUCUCCAAAUUCAGAUAUCGAUACUGAUCAGUCUCUCAAUCAUGCCAAUGAACAUUCACUAGUAUCACCACAAGGUCCUGCACAAAGUUCACUCAACAUAAGCACCGAAGCAACACAAAGUUUAGUUCAUCGUGCAAAGAACUCGAGCUCAGAAAACUGCACCAGACCAAGUGUUUUUCCUACAGAAUCAUUGAAUAUCUCAGGGAUUCCUCAAAUUUCAGAAUACCCGCCAACAAGUUCAUUUCACGCAACGGCUAACAAUGACUACUACUAUACAUUUUCAAAGGGUGGUGGUAAUUUGAACGACAUUGGCUAUGCCAUGGAGACCUUCAGCCUAGAACCUAUAUCAACACCAGGGGACUCUGAAAUUCCGAUUGGCGGAGGCAAUUUGAUUGACGGUGCUUUUACAGAGAAUCCAUGGGACAUGGAGGAAUUAUGGCAGUUCGGUAUCACGCCCUACACAAGUCAUGAGGUGAAACUCCAGGGCCCUGACAUUAGGCACCCAUGGUAGCUAGGUUUGAUCAUGAAUACUAUAAACAGUAAAUCAAGUGUGUGACAUAGGUUGGUUUUUUUCAAGGCUUUGUUAUUACCAGCAAUUGUGGAUUAAAGUCUUCGACAUACAAAGAGUUUGUGUCGUGAAUCUUUUCUUAUUUGGGAAUGUAGUUCAAUUCUAUAAUUAGUAUUGAUCUCCAGUGUUUUUAUUAGGAUUAGAACAACUUAUAAGAAGUUCUAAACCUAUUUUUUUUUAUUUAUUAAAAAGCAUAAACAGUAGUGUUUUUAACAUUU